GGGGGAUCGGUACAGUUAUUGGGGCUCAAGAGCAGAGUUGGCUGAUUUCCUCGACGAGGCAAGAUCAUCAUGGAGGUCGUAGGCCAGGUCGAGUGCGGCAGCGACAAGCUCGGGGAAGCGAAGUGCGUCCUAAGGGGCGCAGGGGCCAACAUCAAGAGAACGGGCAGCGUGUUGGCGUCAACGGCGAUCGACAUCGACACGGGGAUCAUCAAGCUGGUGGACCACAAGAACAAGAUAAUGCUCAGCCUCAGCAGGUGCAAGGCCCUGCAGGUCAAAUCGAACCAGGAGAAGCUAGCGAAUAGGAGGACUUGAUGUACCUGGCACACCAGAUGAGCAGCCUGUCAACGUGCAUCGCGGAGCUGCUCAGGGUGAAAGGCCUGCUUACGACGAGGCCUGUGGGUACGGACAUUGAGCCGCCGAGCAACAAGAGCUACGAGGGCAUGCGGAUGGACGGGCUGGCAUCGAACGAGACGAGCGACAGGAGCAGCGAGAAGCAGCAGACGAAGCAGCAGUUGCCAUGGUGGGAUCCUGAUGAUGAGGGAGUUUGGAUCCCGCAUGGAUGGAACGAGAAGAGGCCAGAGUUCUGGCUCGACUACGAGAAAAUCGCCAGCGAAAAGAAGAAGGAGGACGGCCUGGACAGUGCGAAGAAGACGAAGACCGCAUAGAACGCCAAGCAGCUGCCGACAGAAGAGGAGGUCGAGUUCACGAUUUCAGAGCUGAAAAAGAAGAUCGAGGAGCACAAGAAAAAGCUCCAAAAGUCAGCGUCGGCGACCUCCAGCGUGGAGGUGGAGGUUUAGCUGCAGCCGCCGAGAUUACGGAGCCCACGACGACCCCCAGAGACUUGAGAUGGGCCCCAGAGUCGUAGGAGCUCGGAGGCCCAGCAGGACCCACAGAGACGAGAGGAGAGCCUUCGACCUGCGGAUGAAGGCUUGCGCGACCGCAAAAAAAAAAUAAGUACCGGCCUAUCCCCCACAAGCCCAACCCUCCGACCCACUACAAAAGGAGGACCAACCCCGACACCAGAUGCAGUACAGUAUACUACGGAUCUGAAUAAGGUACGGAGUCAGGUACCAGCAGAUCUUCAGUAUGGGCGGCACUGAGAUGGGACAAGUAGGGUACCACGGGCAAUCACGAAAGGUUUCCUUUACCACGGCUUCCAGGGAAAGAAGUGAAGGCUGGUUUAUGUUUCUGUCGUAGUUUGACAGGGCCUUGAUUUUCCCGAGGUGAUGGGCCCACUUCCAAUCGGUUUUCCUUUCUUGUUGUGCGGAAUGUGUUUUGGUGUUCGUCUCCUUAUUCUCUCCCCCAUCCUCACUGAAGGGCCACAGGUGGUUGCCGGCGCUGAGGCAUAGAGCGCGACCAGCGCGCUCGCCGAGGCGCGGCCCCCUUGCUUGCUUCGCCCCCCUCGAGUAGUUAGUGAUAUGCCCCCCCUCUUGAGGGCGCUGCUCCACCUCGAGAGAGGUCAGCCACGCCUUCCCUUCUGUCUAGGAAGGCGGUCUUGCGUAAGAAGCCCUCCUGCGGCGGGGCACGCCCGCCCCGCGGACUCUGAGCGGGCCGGGCGGCGCCCCAGGCGGACUUGGGGGGCGCUGCCCCCGCCCCGCUUCCUUAUCUUUCGCUGGGGCUUAGAUUUGUUGCAGUAGGAGUCUGAGGGGCACCCCCUAUGCGCCUUUGCCUUUGCCGUUGCCUCCCCCACGACUUUUUCGCGCGG
Molecule: messenger RNA, 1705 nt
Organism: Prorocentrum cordatum
Lineage: Eukaryota; Dinophyceae; Prorocentrales; Prorocentraceae
Source: the annotation of a GenBank genome assembly